Molecule: messenger RNA, 1692 nt
Organism: Pundamilia nyererei
Lineage: Eukaryota; Metazoa; Chordata; Actinopteri; Cichliformes; Cichlidae
Gene: dnal1
Product: dynein, axonemal, light chain 1
Exons: 8
Coding region: 75-656 (193 amino acids)
Biological process (GO): outer dynein arm assembly
Cellular component (GO): cytoplasm
Molecular function (GO): dynein heavy chain binding; alpha-tubulin binding
Source: RefSeq, a predicted model, not a curated record
GGUCAAGUACAGUGCGCAUGUGCAGCCGGUCUCCGACAGUACCAUAGCAACAGCAGUGGACAUCAGACGCGAACAUGGCAAAAGCAAUGACUGUGAAAGACGCGCUGGCCAAAUGGGAGGAGAAGUCAGGCGAGAAACGAAGCGAGGCAAAAGCCGUCAAGCUGUACGGUCAGAUUCCUCCUAUAGAGAAGAUGGACGCAUCGCUCUCCACGCUAACAAACUGCGAGAAACUGUCUCUGUCCACAAACUGCAUCGAGAAGAUAACAAACCUCAACGGCCUGAAGAACCUGAAGAUUUUGUCUUUAGGAAGGAACAACAUCAAGUCGUUCGCAGGGCUGGAGGCUGUAGGUGACAUACUGGAGGAGUUGUGGAUCUCUUAUAACCAGAUAGAGAAGCUGAAGGGAAUCCAGUGCCUGAAGAACCUGAAAGUCCUCUACAUGUCCAACAACCUGGUCAAAGACUGGGGAGAGUUUGUGAGGCUGGCGGAGCUGCCGUGCCUCGUUGACCUCGUGUUUGUCGGAAAUCCUCUGGAGGAGAAACACUCGGCCGAGGGGACGUGGAUGGACGAGGCCACGAAGAGACUCCCUAAUCUGAAGAAACUGGACGGAACUCCGGUCAUCAAGCAGGAAGUGGAUGAAGGAGAAGGAGAGAGCUGAGAGGCGUGAGCCCUGCGUUCCCUCAGAGUCUUCCUCUUUUUUUGAGUUUUCUGUGGUUUGUUACGGUGCUUUCUUUUAUAUGAACCAUUUUUAAUGACAGCACAAACUUUGUUGUAGAUCAACAAGCACAAGAAUGUUUGUUUUAGAGUUUUUAAAGCUAAUUUCCUAAAAGCUGUUUACAGCCUUUUACUGACCAACUGGGAUUUUAAAGCUGAUUGUUGUUAACUGUGACGGUGCAAGAGCAUCAAAUCCUCCUGUUCUCAGACUGUUAGCAUCACACCAGGUGUUUCUGGCUGUAAAUACUGAACUCUGUGUUCCCUCCGUUCACAUCACACUGGACUAAAACCAACUUUAUAAAGUAGACACUACAUCAGACAAGGAAAACUGCUCAGCAGUGGUGUCAGCAGCUGUUUGAGUAAUAAUAGAAGAAGACUAAACACUGGAAGAGUCACUAAUGGUUAAAUAGUUAACGCCACUUUUUAACGAGUGCUGCUCCCUACAGAGCCUACCUCCCACCUCCCUGGACUCCAGCCUCUGAGGCUGAAAAAUGGAGCUGUAGUUCCUCUAAUGUCCACCAGAGGCUGUCUCCAAACGUGCUGCCUGCCUUUCAUUGGUUACUGUGUGUGACCUGUAAAUGACCCCUUUAGUGCCUGAGCUUAACCACUUCUGAAACUGCCACCCCUACAACCCACUAACGUUGAGGUCGUAGGUCUAAAAACGACUCACGGGGUUGAUCGUGCAUCAGAGGAUGUCGAUGUGGGAGUGUGAGGCUGGGCCAGGUGAGGCUCCGCCCACUGGCUCUGGAGUGAGCAACCUCUCAAAUGUGUCAGUCACAAUCCAGCCAAUAGUGGCGUCCUGCUGUGCACUGAUAUCAGCUGACCUGUUAGAAGUUGAGCUUCUGAUGGGAAACAAAGGGAAUAUCUCUGUUUACGCUCUGCUGCUGCCUCAGAUCAGCCUCCUCUGCUCGGCGUGUGUCACUCGGCGUGUGUCACUCGGCGUGUGUCACUCGGCGUGUGUCACUCGGCGUGUGUCACUC